Guyanagaster necrorhizus is the source of this 549-nucleotide messenger RNA. Its product is annotated as ARF/SAR superfamily. The transcript has 6 exons. Gene Ontology annotation, molecular function: GTP binding; GTPase activity. Bases 1 to 549 code for a protein of 182 amino acids. Lineage: Eukaryota; Fungi; Basidiomycota; Agaricomycetes; Agaricales; Physalacriaceae. The record is from RefSeq and is a predicted model, not a curated record.
AUGGGUGCCAAUCUCUCAAAGGCAUUGGGGAAGAUAUUCGGGAACAAGGAGAUGAGAUUGUUGAUGUUGGGGUUGGACGCUGCUGGGAAGACAACUAUCUUGUACAAACUUAAACUGAACCAAUCUGUCACCACUAUACCAACAGUCGGAUUCAAUGUAGAGACGGUGACUUAUAAGAAUGUGAAAUUUAACGUCUGGGAUGUCGGAGGCCAAGACAAGAUUCGGCCAUUGUGGAGGCAUUACUAUACGGGCACACAGGGUCUGGUGUUCGUUGUCGACAGCCAAGACCGGGAGCGAAUUGACGAAGCCAAGCAAGAACUGCACCGGAUAUUAAGCGACAGGGAAAUGAAGGAAUGUCUUUUGCUUGUAUUCGCCAAUAAGCAGGACCUUCCGGGAGCUAUGUCACCCGCCGAAGUUACUGAGAAACUCGGCCUACACCGAAUGCGGGAUAGGUCGUGGUAUGUUCAUCCAAGCUGUGCAACGACCGGCGAAGGUCUUUUUGAAGGUCUUCAGUGGCUUUCACAAAAUGUCAAGAAGCGCCAACAGUAG